This is a messenger RNA of Salarias fasciatus (jewelled blenny), 1612 nucleotides long. It is a transcript of the gene coro2ab, whose product is annotated as coronin 2Ab. Gene Ontology annotation, molecular function: actin filament binding. The transcript is spliced from 12 exons. The record is from RefSeq and is a predicted model, not a curated record. Bases 26 to 1612 code for a protein of 528 amino acids. NCBI's taxonomy places the organism in Eukaryota, Metazoa, Chordata, Actinopteri, Blenniiformes, Blenniidae.
GAGCGGAAACGCCUCUGUCCUCACGAUGUCGCGCCAUCCGUCUUUCCGCCGCCCGACGUUCAGGCACGCCAUUGGAAAGCCGUCGCCCAGGGAGCGCUGCUUCGAUGGCGUGCCGAUCACCCGCGGCGUCCACGACAACCACUACUGUUCGGUCAAUCCCCGCUUUGUCGCCGUGGUGACGGAGUGCUCUGGGGGCGGGUCCUUCCUGGUGCUGCCCGUCCACCAUACCGGCCGUGUGGACCCCCUGCUCCCCCGGGUGUGCGGUCACAGCGGCAGAGUCCUGGACGUCAAGUGGAACCCAUUCGACGACUUCUGCGUGGCCUCGUGCUCGGAGGACUGCACGGUGAAGAUCUGGGACAUCCCCGUCUGCGGCGUCCAGCAGAACCUCGUCCAGUCCAGGAAGACCCUGAUUGGUCAUUCCAGGAGGGUGGGGCUUAUCGAGUGGCAUCCUACUGCCGAAAACCUGCUGCUAAGUUCUGCCUAUGACUACAAGGUCCUCCUCUGGGACGUUUCCCUCAUCGGCGCUGUGAUUCGGUCGCCGGUCCGGGUGGUCCUGAUGCCCAUCCACCACCGAUACCCGUCAGAGGCACUGCUGCUGUCAGUUAGCUUCAGCGGCGACGGCAGCAGGCUAGCGGUGGCAUCCAAGGACCGACGGGUUCGAGUUCUCGAUCCGCGGAAGGGAAAGAUCCUGCAGGUGUCCAGCGCCAAGCUGCACAAGGCUAACAAAGUUUUGUACAUUGGCGGGUCAAAGAUACUUCUGUCAACCGGAAGUUCACCAUGGAACCACCGACAGAUCAUCCUCUGGAACCCUGAUGAUUUGUCUAGACCGCUGUUCGAGGAGGAAGUGGACGUCUCAGCAGGAGUUCUCUUUCCGUUCUACGACCCGGACACCCGCAUGCUGUACCUGGCCGGAAAGGGCGACGGAAACAUUCGUUCCUACGAGCUGAGUGCGGACGAACCGCGCAUCAGCUUCCUGACGGAGUUCAGAUCGCUGCUGCCACAGAAAGGCCUCGGAGUGAUGCCCACGCGCGGCCUGGACCACACCUCAUGCGAAGUGUUCCGGUUCUACCGUCUGAUUCCCAUGAAGCACCUGGUGGAGCCGCUGUCGGUGAUCGUCCCCAGGAAACAGGUGGGUCUGAGUGCGGUCCGCCAGAGGAACCUUCUGGGCUGGAACUCUGGUUCCUCUCUUCUGGUUUCAGGGUGGAACCUUCCGAAAGUGUCACUGAAGGUCGACGGUCACCUGCCCAACCCUUACCCACAAUGCCCGGCUGAUGGGGCGGGGCAGAGCCCGGUCGUCACAGAGGAGGCCUUCCUGGAGGAGCAGCUGGCCUAUCAGGACGCCAAAUACCCCAGAGCACCGAGUGACCUGUCGGGGUGGCAGCCGGACGAGACGCAGUGCGCCCUGUGGACGUACCGCUUCACGCCGCACUGCAGCGAGCCGGCCGAGAGGGCGCCGCCGCCGCGCGCCCACGAUGAGCUCCUGCAGGCGUUUCACCGGCAGCAGCAGCAGAUCUGGGAGCUGGAGGCGGAGCUCCACCACAGAGAUGUGAGGAUCGCUGAGUUGGAGCUGGAGAUCAGACACAGCAGGAACGACCUGAGCUCCAGCUUCUGA